AUGUUUAUCGUUUUCGAAACCGAAAAGCUUGCAUCUGCUAGAUACUACAAGUCUCUUCCACCUAUAAGCAAGGCUUAUGGGACCUUGUGCCUGCUUUUCACUACGGCUUUUCAACUCCAACUGUUUGAUUUGUCGGAUAUUGCAUUGCUAUAUAAACCUGUGUUCUCAAACUUUCAGGUAUGGAGGCUUAUUACAACCUUCUUUUUCCUUGGAAAAUUUUCUAUCAAUUUUGGAAUUCGCCUCUUAAUGAUAGCAAGAUAUGGAGUCCAGUUGGAGAAAGGGCCAUUUGAAAGGCGUACAGCAGAUUUCUUGUGGAUGAUGAUCUUUGGAGCCUUAUCAUUAUUGGUACUUUCUGCGAUCCCCAUUUUUAGGACCCCUUUCUUGGGGAUAUCACUUGUGUUCAUGCUUCUCUAUGUUUGGAGUAGAGAGUUUCCAAAUGCCCAAAUCAACAUAUAUGGGCUUGUAACCCUUAAGGCCUUUUAUCUACCAUGGGCAAUGCUUGCUUUGGAUGUUAUUUUUGGUUCACCUCUUAUACCAGAUCUCCUGGGAAUUGUCGCAGGGCAUUUAUAUUACUUCUUGACUGUGUUGCAUCCUCUUGCAACUGGGAAGAUCAUGUUGAGAACCCCCAGAUGGGUAAAUAAACUGGUUGCAAGUUGGCGAAUAGGAGCUCCAACCCCAACAUAUAACCAUGCACAGCCUGACAGAACUGCUCGUGUGGCUGACGGGACUACCGGUGUUGCUUUCAGAGGGAGAUCUUAUCGUCUAAAUGACACCACUAACGUGGGGAGCGAAAUGUUAGAUGCAUCAACCUUUGAAAGAGUUAUGUUAUCAGGGACAAUUGAUUUUUUGUUUAAAUUGGAAGAUGCAUUUGGAUACUCGCAUCUACUCGCCUCUUAG
This is a messenger RNA of Dovyalis caffra, 897 nucleotides long. NCBI's taxonomy places the organism in Eukaryota, Viridiplantae, Streptophyta, Magnoliopsida, Malpighiales, Salicaceae. The record is from the annotation of a GenBank genome assembly.